CUGGACCCCCCUCAGUCCUGGACCCCCCUCAGCCCCUGCUCCCUUCACCCCCAUUCCCCCAGUACCGGCUCCGAGCCGCCCUGUUACCCCCGUGCCACCGGAGAGCGCGGUGCCCGUCAGCAACCUGCCCUCAGCUUUUCCACUGUCCCUUGCAGUUCUUCCUGCAGGUUCCAAAGCAAAGCUCACACUCGGGCCUGACGAGAAGCGCUGGGCAAUUCUCUCCUCCCUCCAGCCACGUUGAGCAGCUUCAGGCUCAGAGGCCGUUCAGAAGCUCAGGGACCCGAGUAACUCAUGAACCCGAUGGUUUCCCUUUAGGAACUGGCAUUUGAGGCGUUUAUUUCCUUGUGCUUGCGGCACAGGUACAAGGCUGGGCGGUGCAUGUUUGUUUAACAAGUGCUGAGGAGGCAGAAACGCCGAGCUGUCAGUGCUAACCUGUGACCAGCACUAAAGGGUGGGAGAGCCUCCAGGACAGAGUUAGGAAUGUCCCCUGGGCCGAGGACACACGUGUCCAAGCAGGACACCCCAGAGUGGCAGAGAACCACGCCAUGACCCCGAGGAUCUGCUUCCAGUGCCAUUGCCUCCAGGCACCAGUUCUGCUUGGGAACUGGUGAGGGGGAUUGGCAGGUGGCUGGAGCACAGAGCACAGCAGAGCGGAGGUUGUUCGGAAGACCAGAAAAAAGGCAAAAACCCGUGUCUGCGCCGGCAGGGUGGCACUGCCAGCUGCGGGUGACAGAGCUUAGCACACCUAGGCCUGCCCAGGUGGUCUCAGCGCUUACAUCCCGUGGGAUGGGCAGCGGGCCGACCCCGAGCCCCCGGGACCGGCGGUGGCCCGGCCUGCCGCGCUCCGCACGUUCCGCCCUUCCCCUCCCGGGCGCCAGAGGGCGACCGACCCUCGCCGGCGGGGUUGGCGCGAUGCUCGCCGGGAGUUGUAGGCGCGGCGGGGCUGGCGCGACGCACGCCGGGAGCUGUAGGCGAGGAGCCCGCUAGAUAAGGCCGCCCGCCGAGGGUUCCGCGCGUUGGUGUUGUCACUUCCGGCGCGCAGAGGCCUGGCGGGAUGGCGACACGGCGGCGGGAGCGGGAUCCCGAUCCCGACGGGGCCGGGAUGGCGACGCUCCUUGAAAAGACCGUGAACGGCUGGGUCCUGCAGUUCUACUUCCACCGGGCCAUAGAGGCCUAUCGCUCCGGGCGCAACCGUGAUUUCCGCCAGUUCCGCGACAUCAUGCAGGCGCUGCUCGUGCGGCCCCUGGACAGGGAGCCGGACAUGACCCAGAUGCUCCGCAUCAUGCAGCUGCUGUCGCGGGUGGAGGAGGGCGAGAACCUCGAUUGCACCUUCGACAAGGAGUCAGAGCUGACCCCACUGGAGUCAGCCAUGCUUGUCCUGGACUUCAUCCAUGAGGAGUUCUCUGUGGCUGACAGGACGAUGGAGGCUGUGCAGAAAAUGGUCAAGGAAGCUGCUGUUGUCGUUUGUAUCAGGAACAAGGAGUUUGAAAAAGCUUCUGACAUCGUCAAGAAACACAUGGGGAAGGAGCCCAGAAACCAAAAGAAGAGGAACGAGUGGCUGGCUGUCAUCCGGGAGAAGAAUCCCUCUCACCCAAAGAUCAAAAACUUCUCCUACGAGGACUUCCAGCAGAGCAUCUUUGAGUUCCUCAAGGGCUACAUGGACGACUCGGAGCCCGCGCUGCUGACGUUAUUGAAAAAGACUUUGAAUUCGGAGCACGCCGGCAAAGCAAAAUCCUCGCCGCGGACUUCUGAGUUUGCAGAUGGGCUGAACGACCAGGCAGCAGCUCCAGAGGCCUCAGGAAGGGCAGAGGGCCCAGCCAGAGCUGCAGAGGUCUCAGGAAGGGUGGAGGACCCAGCCAGAGCUCCAGAGCUUGCAGGAGCAACAGAAGACCUGGAGGGAGCUACCUGCCCUGCAAAAAAACUAGCUAGUUCCACAGCAGCUCCAGAGAUUGUGGAAGAAGCCGGUGGCCCUGCAGCAGCUGUGGAACCCAUGGAAGCAGUCACUGACCCAGCAGCAACGCCUGAACACUUAACAGCAGCAUACGAGAUCCCGAAGGGCACUGCAGAGCCUAUGGAAGUAGCUAAAGAACCAGCAGCAGCAGCCCCAGAACUCCCCAGGGUGUCCACCAGGGAAUCACAAAGGCAGCCCCCCGGAGCUGUAACCUCGUGUGGGAUUUCUGUUCUGAGAGAAGCUUUCAAGAUCCUGUCGGACUCCGGGGACCCAGACGCCCUUUUCACCAAACUGGACCAAACAGACUUGCCUUCCCCCAAGCAACUGUCUCCUUCUGUAUCCCACAGAACCAAGAGAUGCAGAGAAGUGGAGAAUCAAGCUUCUGAGACCUCACAACCUCCUGAAAUACCCCAUAACAUGAAAAACUUGUUCAGCAUAAGCAAUCUGGUCAUGGAGUUGGACGGCUCCUCCAGCAAGUCGAGCGAGUGCCCCGACUCUUCCCAGGAGCACGUGGUCUCUUCUGCUUCCAAACCUGCUCCGAAACUGCCCGAUGAGCCCUUGUCUGCCCAGAGUGAGAAGUCCUUCCAAGGAAGGUGGAACAGCUCCUGUGGCACAGAGGAGAAGGACAGUUGGAGUGAUGAGGAUGAGCUCUUCGCAAAUGCAACAUCACUUGAGAAGAACAACCUCUCCAUCAACAGCUCCAAGAAACAGAAAUGGACCAUGCAGGAGAGCGAGUGGAUCAAGGAAGGGGUGAAGAAGUACGGGGAAGGGAGGUGGAAAGCCAUUUGCCUGAGGUACCCCUUCAGGAACCGCACGGCAGUGAUGAUCAAGGACCGCUGGCGGACCAUGAAGAAACUGGGAAUGCUCUGAAGUUGGGAGCCACAGGACUGUAUGGGUUUUGGACCUCUUUUUUUUUUUUUUUUUUUUUUUAAGCUAGAUCAGAGAGUUGUCUGUGCCAGUGGGGGAAGCCCCUCUGACACCAAAACCGUGGCUGGCAGGAACCCAGGAGCCUUGUGCUCCUGCUGUCUCUGCAGAGAUCAGUGUGCUGCACGUGGCAGGGGCUGUUUGCCAUCACUCCCUUGUGGAAAAGGCAGCACUGAGUCCCAACACUUCUGUGGGGAAGAGAUCCAGGCAACAGGAUCUACUGCUUUUUUUUUUUUUCCCCAUUCAUUUCUGUUUUGUAAAUGACUAAUCUGUGAAGAGAAAUUCCUCCCUUCCAGCUCUGAGGUUUAAAAAUACAAAAUUACUUUGUGUUUCAGUAUUUGGAACUGUAUGUUCUUUCUAUGUUAAAAUUUUUAGUUCUGUCUGACUUUUGGUCACGUUUUCUUUGGACUUUUCCUGGUACUAUCCUUGCUGUGUGUGAGCUCCAAGGGUGCCACAUGUUCCUGCCUUCAAGUGCCAAAGCUGGAACAGUCACUUGUAAAAUAAAGUUCCUUUCUUGUUUAAUAUCA
This is a messenger RNA of Vidua macroura (Pin-tailed whydah), 3402 nucleotides long. RefSeq names its product telomeric repeat binding factor 2 (gene TERF2). The record is from RefSeq and is a predicted model, not a curated record. Gene Ontology annotation, molecular function: double-stranded telomeric DNA binding; telomerase activity; G-rich strand telomeric DNA binding. Gene Ontology annotation, biological process: protein localization to chromosome, telomeric region; regulation of telomere maintenance via telomerase; telomeric D-loop disassembly. Gene Ontology annotation, cellular component: shelterin complex; chromosome, telomeric region; nucleus. Bases 1055 to 2821 code for a protein of 588 amino acids. NCBI's taxonomy places the organism in Eukaryota, Metazoa, Chordata, Aves, Passeriformes, Viduidae. The transcript is spliced from 13 exons.